GCUUCCUGUUUGGCUUCGUGCAGAAAAAGACAUGGCGGCGGCGUUUUAAUGCAACUUUCCAGCUGUCUGGAGCUCUCUCGUUAGGACUUUUGUUGCACAUCCACAGCGACGCAGAGAAAAAUGAGCGAGCCACGACACCCUGGGAUGUCCUCCGGUCCUCAGAUCAAUCCGGCGCGCACCGAGUCCAGCUCCCCGGCCGUAGACAUGGACCCAGUGGAGUACACCCUGAGGAAGCGCCUCCCCCGGAAACUUCCGAAGAGGCGGAACGACGUCUACGUUAACAUGAAAACUGACUUCCGGGCGCAGCUGGCGCGCUGUCAGAAGCUCCUGGAGGGGGGAGGCCACAGGGAGAUCUGCGUGCACGGCUUGGGUCUCGCCAUAAACAGGGCCAUUAACAUAGCCCUGCAGCUGCAGGCCAGUAGUCAGGGCGCGCUGCAGCUGGCGGCCAACACCUCCACGGUGGAGCUGGUGGACGACUUGGAGCCUGAAGACCCCGACGAGGCCAGGGAGCCAAUGACGCGCACUCGCAACAAUUCAGCCAUUCAUAUCAAAGUUUUCUACCCCGACCCUCAGGUGACCUAAUCCCUGGAGACAUUUCAAGUCCGCGUUAUCAUUUUUAUUUGUUCUCGUGAAAAUAUAGACUCAAAAGAAGUGAUGUUUUACGUAGGAACCGAGGAUCACUGCAUGCAGAGGCGUCAUAAUGAAGGUGUUGGAUUUUCUUGUGUUCACCGGUGAACUGUUCUGAAACUUGUUUUCGUUCUUGUCUUGGUUCAACUUUGGUGUUUCGUCAGCUGAAACUUGAGCAUCUGCUUGUUAACGUGUUUGUUCCACGUGCACAGCGAUGCUUGCGUUUACUUUCAGUGCCCGUUAACUUGCACGACGUGAAGACGGAGAAAACUAGAUAAAUUGCAUUUCCUGCAAAAAUGCAGUGUGAAUGGUUAUUGCUGAAAAACAGCUGAAAUGGAAGAACAAGCCCAAGUUAGCCGAAGAAAGCAGAAAGAACAUAUUUACUGAAUUUGUUUAAAACGAGCAGAAAAGAGCACAAAAAA
Molecule: messenger RNA, 1049 nt
Organism: Nematolebias whitei (Rio pearlfish)
Lineage: Eukaryota; Metazoa; Chordata; Actinopteri; Cyprinodontiformes; Rivulidae
Gene: pop7
Product: POP7 homolog, ribonuclease P/MRP subunit
Exons: 2
Coding region: 121-582 (153 amino acids)
Biological process (GO): tRNA 5'-leader removal
Cellular component (GO): nucleolar ribonuclease P complex; nucleus; ribonuclease MRP complex
Molecular function (GO): nucleic acid binding
Source: RefSeq, a predicted model, not a curated record